GGAAGUCUCUGCCACUCUCUGUUACGCAGUUUCAGAGAAACGAAACAUUACUCAAUCUCUUUCACAAAAACGAAACUUAGCACUGUGUCUGUCAGAAAGGCACAGACAAAAUCUGUCUCUGCCAGAGAAACAAAGCUUAACUUUCUCAGUGUGAGCAGUGAAAUGGCUGAGGCUAAUACCUUGGUGGAUCAGGACCAGUUCAGCUGUUCAAUCUGUCUGGAUAUACUGAAGGAUCCGGUGACUAUUCCCUGUGGACAUAGUUACUGUAUGGGCUGUAUUAAGGACUGCUGGGAUCAGGAUGAUCAUAUUGGUGUCUACAGCUGUCCCCAGUGCAGACAGACCAUCACCCCAAGGCCUGUUCUGGGCAGAAACACCAUGCUGGCUGAAGUGGUGGAGAAACUGAAGAAGACAGGACUCCAAGCUGCUCCUCCUGCUCACUGUUAUGCUGGACCUGGAGACGUGGUGUGUGAUAUCUGUACUGGGAGAAAGCACAAAGCCAUCAAGUCCUGUCUGGUGUGUCUGGCAUCUUACUGUGAAAUUCACCUCCAGCGUCACUAUGAAUCUCCUCCUCUUAAGAAACACAAACUGGUCAAAGCCACUGGAAACCUGCAGGAGAAGAUCUGCUCUAAUCACGACAAACUGCUGGAGGUUUUCUGUCGUAGCGAUCAGCAGUGUAUCUGUCUGCUGUGUGCGAUGGAUGAACACAGAGGCCAUGAUACAGUCUCAGUGGUAGCAGAAAGGACUGAGAAACAGAAGCAGCUGGGGGUGACACAGAGUAAGUUCCAGCAGAGAAUCCAGGAGAGAGAGAAGGAGCUGCAGGAUCUGAGACAGGCUGUGCAGUCACUCAAGCGCUCUGCACAGACAGCAGUGGAGGACAGUGAGAGGAUCUUUACUGAGCUGAUCCGCUCCAUUGAGAGAAGGCGCUCUGAGGUGAAAGAGCUGAUCAGAGAUCAGGAGAAGGCUGAAGUGAGUCGGGCUGAAGGACUCCUGGAGCGACUGGAGCAGGAGAUUGCUGAGCUGAGGAGGAGAGAGGCUGAGCUGGAGCAGCUUUCACACACAGAGGAUCACAUCCAUUUCCUCCAGAGCUGUCAGUCCCUCUGUGCCCCUCCUGGACCUGGAGACUUACCCAGCAUCACUGUCAGUCCAAACGUCUCUUUUGAGGCUGUGAGGAAAUCUGUCUCUGAACUGAAAGAGCGACUGGAGGAUGUUUUCAAGGCGGAGUUCAAAGUUUGUGGAAGAGUGGAAGAAGUCUCUGUUCUAGAGCCCCAGACCAGACAGGACUUCUUACAAUUCUGGGACCGAACUCCAUCCUCCAAGAUGACAACGCUCGCCCCCACAGAGCGGGGUUUAUCAGAGACUCCCUCCAGAAUUUGGGAGUAG
This is a messenger RNA of Conger conger (European conger), 1380 nucleotides long. RefSeq names its product E3 ubiquitin/ISG15 ligase TRIM25-like. NCBI's taxonomy places the organism in Eukaryota, Metazoa, Chordata, Actinopteri, Anguilliformes, Congridae. The transcript is spliced from 6 exons. The record is from RefSeq and is a predicted model, not a curated record. The coding region runs from base 163 to 1380 and encodes 405 amino acids. Gene Ontology annotation, molecular function: zinc ion binding.